Molecule: messenger RNA, 1476 nt
Organism: Wickerhamiella sorbophila
Lineage: Eukaryota; Fungi; Ascomycota; Dipodascomycetes; Dipodascales; Trichomonascaceae
Product: Phenylalanine--tRNA ligase alpha subunit
Exons: 1
Coding region: 1-1476 (491 amino acids)
Biological process (GO): phenylalanyl-tRNA aminoacylation
Cellular component (GO): cytoplasm; cytosol; phenylalanine-tRNA ligase complex
Molecular function (GO): ATP binding; tRNA binding; phenylalanine-tRNA ligase activity
Source: RefSeq, a predicted model, not a curated record
AUGCUGGCCCAUCGAAUUUUGGCGGCUUUGGACAAAGGUCCUAUUGCCAACACCAGUGAAGCGUUCCCUAAUGAGGACCCUGCUGCUAUUCAAGCUGCUGUGUUGUCGCUUUCAGAUAAGAAUAUGAUCACUAGCAAGACUAUCGAGCGAGAGGUUUGGACACCUACAGCGGAGGCUACUGAUAUUCUGCAAAACGGUUCUCACGAGAAACGGCUGUACGACGAAGUCGUGAAAUCCAUCGAGGGCCUCAAAAUUUCGGACGUUGCCAAGAUUUUGGGCCCGGCAGGUAAAAUGGGCCAACAGCGGGCUUUCAAAAACGGCUGGGUGAAAAACGACGGUGACAAGCUUGUAAAGGUCGUUGACAGCGUCGAGGGUGAUCCGACCAGAGAACUGCUGGAAAAGGUUGUCAAGGAUCCCUCUUCUGUCCCAGCGAAGGAGCUCCAGGAGCUCAAAAAGCGGAAGCUCAUCAACAAGUCCAAGCAGAUUUGGUACGAGCUGGGUAAAGGCCCCGAGUUUGCCCUCGAAAUUCAAAAACUCGAAACAGACCUCACCAUGGAUAUGCUUCAGUCAGGCGAGUGGUCGAAAGCCAAGUUCAAGGGCUAUAAUUUCCAGGCCCAAGGUGCCGAUCAGGGCGCAGGUGCUCUUCAUCCUUUGAACAAGGUUCGCGAAGAGUUCCGGUCUAUCUUUUUCAAUAUGGGCUUCGAGGAGAUGCCCACUGAUAAUUAUGUCGACACUGGUUUCUGGAAUUUCGAUGCGCUUUUCGUCCCCCAGCAGCAUCCUGCCCGUGACCUGCAGGACACCUUCUAUAUUAAGGAUCCCGCCGAGGGAAAAGACCCGGAGGACAAGGUUCAUUACGAGCAUGUUCGCAACGUUCAUCAGAACGGAGAGUUUGGUUCUAUCGGCUAUCGCUACCCUUGGAAAGAGAGCGAAGCCCGCCGUCUUGUGUUGCGAACCCAUACCACUGCUGUUUCAGCGUCGAUUCUCCAUGACCGCGUUGCACCAAACCCCCGCCCGGCACGUUAUUUCAGUAUUGAUCGGGUGUUCCGCAACGAAGCGGUGGAUGCGACCCACUUGGCCGAGUUCCACCAGAUUGAAGGUGUCAUCGUAGACUACAAUUUGACACUAGGUGAUCUCAUUGGAUUCAUGCAGGAAUUCUUCUCCAAGAUGGGUGUGCAUGAGCUGCGCUUCAAGCCCGCCUACAACCCAUACACCGAACCGUCCCUAGAGAUCUUUGCAUUCCACAAGCAGCUGGACAAGUGGGUCGAGAUCGGAAACUCUGGGCUGUUCCGUCCUGAGAUGCUGGAAUCGAUGGGCUUGCCCAAAGACAUGCGGGUUAUUGGUUUCGGCCUGUCCCUGGAGCGGCCCACGAUGAUCAAGUAUCAUGUUGCCAACAUCCGCGAGCUUCUGGGCCAUAAGGUCAGCCUCGAUUUCAUCAAAUCAAACCCGGCGGUCCGGUUUGACGAGAACCUAGUUUAG